UCACUGAUACAGAAAUCAAAGAAUAAAACUCCUGUAAAAUGUUUUCCGUCAUGGGAAUAUUAAUAAUUUUUCCUUGUUUUGCGUUUGGGUUAACGCAAGAACAUCUUAAACCAUGUUGGAUUUGGGCCAUAUGUGAAGCAGAUGUUGAAUUCCGAAAAGAAUUACUCAGCUGCUAUGUCCCUGCAUUCACAGAAAAAGACUUCAGUCAAGUUGCCCGAACAAUUGUUACAUAUAAAAUUCAAUCUACAAAUGCGACUGGUUUCUUUAAAGAAUUUUGCGACUUAGGCCAAGAACUUCGGGAAACUGUUUCAAUUGAAUGUGUAAGAAGUACACUCGAUUAUUAUGCAGUAACCUGUGCUAACCCUUUGCAAGCUGACUGUGAUCGCUUAAAUAAAAUAAUAAACUGCUACAUGAAUACGUUGGAUGAAUAUCAUAGAAAUGGCUAUUGCUAAAGUUUGUCAAGAUUGCUACUUGCAGUAAUCAAAAACAUCUUAAAGAUGUAUCAGCACUUUUUCUUUUUUCUUCUUUUUUUGUAUUAAAACAUUGAUGGAUAAAAUAAAAGUCAUUUUAAUGGUCA
Molecule: messenger RNA, 577 nt
Organism: Parasteatoda tepidariorum (common house spider)
Lineage: Eukaryota; Metazoa; Arthropoda; Arachnida; Araneae; Theridiidae
Source: RefSeq, a predicted model, not a curated record